This is a messenger RNA of Mytilus trossulus (common blue mussel), 677 nucleotides long. Its product is annotated as fucolectin-1-like. Bases 25 to 654 code for a protein of 209 amino acids. The record is from RefSeq and is a predicted model, not a curated record. Lineage: Eukaryota; Metazoa; Mollusca; Bivalvia; Mytilida; Mytilidae. The transcript is spliced from 3 exons.
UUCAUUGGACGUAGUAGAACAACAAUGUAUCUUCUUUGUCUUCUAUUUGGUUUGUCAUCCGCUUAUCAAAUCAUAGUUUCUGAUAAAGAAGGCGAAACUGAUCUUUGUAAGAGCGUUUCAAAGGAUGUUAAAAAUUUGGAACAAAAGAUGGCUACGCAGCUUGAACAAAUUUUGACUUUGCUUCAACAGAGGAAAGACAAUAAAGGCAUUAAAGAUCUAGAAUUUGUAAAAACUCUUCAGGAAGUUGCAGAAGGGAAAUCAGUUAAACAAAGUUCAUUAUAUCAGGGGAAAUAUUAUCCUGCUGAAUUGGCCGUUGAUGGUAAUACAGGGACUUUUUCUCACACUCAAACCGAAGAAAAUCCGUAUUGGUUGGUAGAUCUAGGCAAACUGUAUAAAGUUAAACAGAUUGUAGUGUAUAGCCGAACAAACUGUUGUGGCUCUAAUCUGAAGAAUAUGGACGUAACUGUAGGUCCUUCUCUGGACAACAUGUCUUUGUGCACUCACUAUAAAGGUCCAGCAAGCACAGGGGGACAUUUUAACUUGGACUGUAAAGCUGCAAUGGUUGGACGCUAUGUAAAACUGUCUAUAAACAGGAAAAAUUCUAUAAUGCAGUUAGCAGAACUCAAAGUAUUUGCGUAUCGUCAAAAAUUCUAGAAUAUUAAAUAUUAUUGCUGACA